Molecule: messenger RNA, 849 nt
Organism: Aspergillus thermomutatus
Lineage: Eukaryota; Fungi; Ascomycota; Eurotiomycetes; Eurotiales; Aspergillaceae
Exons: 1
Coding region: 1-849 (282 amino acids)
Source: RefSeq, a predicted model, not a curated record
AUGGCCAACAUCGUCAACCGCCCCCUCAGCAUCUUCCGCAAACACGACUCGCCCAAGCCCCAAUCGCAGCUGCAACCACAUUCCCUACACACCAGAUGGGGCGACGCAGCCAUCUCCGCGCCAACAGACGGCUCCUGGACACAAUGCACUCCCUCCACCCUUCACCAAUCUUCCUCCUCGACCCGCAGGAGCCGGAGCACCUGCAAGAGCAAGCCAGCCUACGAAGUGGAAUACGCGCCUCGCACACAUCAACCCACCGAGUCACGCCCAAGCUCAACCCGAACCUUGACCUCGACCUCGACCUCGACCUCCUUCUCACGGCGUCUCUCAAUGCGUCUGACGCCUAGAUCCAAAAGCUCAAUCUCAGACUAUGACUCAAGCGAACGCCAACCCCUCGUCGAGCGACCGGCUCAGUUCGCCUACAGACCCAUCCGCCAGGAUUACCCCAGCGAAGUCGCCGAAAAGGCAGCCGCGGCGACUCGAACCAACAUCGCCAGGCGCGACGAGCCGUCUCCAUCUGCAUCUCCCGCUUCAUCUCUGGAGCCGACGCCAGAGCCAUCGCCAUCGUCGUCGUCGUCGCGGUUCCGGUAUAUACCUGCCCACCCGCGGUACGAGGAGGAAUUCGCUCGCUCUCGCCUGUCGCGGGCGUACUCGGUCUCUUCGGGGGGUAGUUUCCGAGCCGGGGACGAUGAAAACUGGGACGAGGGAUUCAGUCACAGCUGUGAUCGGGUGGACUCCGGCUCCUACUCUCGGAGGAGUGGUUCGUCGGCGUCUGCAGCGAAGAAACGGGUCUCUGCGAAACGCAUGACUAUGACUAUGGUGCCUGAUGCGGAGGAAAUUUAUGGAUGA